This is a messenger RNA of Pelagomonas calceolata, 1520 nucleotides long. The record is from the annotation of a GenBank genome assembly. Lineage: Eukaryota; Pelagophyceae; Pelagomonadales; Pelagomonadaceae.
AUCGUCUCCGGCGCACGAAAGCGCCGUGUGGCGAUUGUGACGGGAUUUGGCACGCGUCGACGGGGUCGCGGCGCCACCGACACGCCAUCGCUGCGACGCAGCAGCCAUGAAUUGGGCACUAUGGGCUGCCCUAGGCAGCGCCAUGGCACUGGUCCAAGACAUGCCAGAGGAGGGCGAAGCGAACAGGCUCAGCGCCAAGAAUUUUAGAAAGCGCUACGCGCGGAAGGGGCUGCCCGUCGUCAUGCGGGGAAAUGAGGACGGCCCGACGUUCGAUGAACUAGGAGAAAUGUGCCCCGACGGGCCCAUGGAGGCCUAUGAACUACACGCCGAGGGCAAGGGCUGGGCGGGUUUUAGUGAUGCGAAGCCCUGCACGGUCCACGAAUUUGUACAAGACGAGUCGGCCAAGUACGGCAUGGGUUUGGAUCUGAAGUGUUGGUGCCCGGACCUCGACGUGUCGAUGCCGCCGUUUCUGAGGGACGACCGUCACCGCUUCUCCGAAUUUCAGAGGAAGUACUGGCCGUCGCUAGCUCUGGGGCGGAAGCACGGCGGGACGCAGAUGCACGGUAGCGACCAGAUGCUGCCCUGGUGGUUCAAGGUCGUAGCCGGGAAAGUCGAUAUACGGAUCAUGCGCAUCGAGGAGUGGCGGCCGAAGUUCGCUACCGGUUCAGACCCGUUGAUCAUCAACGACCCGAACCCCGAUUUCAACGGGCCGUUCGAUGCUUUUGAUGAUAGUGCAUUAAACGAGGCGAACGUGACGUUGUACAAAACACUUGCCAAAGCAGGCGACUGGGUCUACGCGCCGGUUGGGGCGCUGCGGGCGACAAAAAUUAUGGGGGAGGAGCCCAUCGUCGCGGCGUUCGGCUUCUUCUUCGACCAUGCGCACAAAAAAAGGUUGCUGCGGGAUUUCUGCGACAAGUACGUGGAGACGAUGACGCAUCGGUUGGCACCUUUAGGUGCUAGAACGUGCGGCUACCGCGGCCACGGCCGCGCGCCGGACGCCGAGGUGACGGACCCCUGUUUGCUGUGUCUAGAUAUUGCGGGCGCGCUGGACGACGCGUCCGCGCGGGGCGCGCGGCCGCCGUCGUGGCAUUUGGCAGACGCCAUCUUCAACGCCGGCGCGCACCCGCCCGCGUGCGCCGUCGAGUCGCGGUUCUCGCGCGAGUGCCCGGGGGCGCAAUCAAGGUGCCCGGCGCCGCGCGAGCGGCCUUCAGAAAGGAAGCGGCUGGCCUACGGCGACAUCGAUUUAAAUGGGGACCGACAUAUCUCGCGCCAGGAAGUUGGCGUGGCCGUCGCGCAGGCCGCGGCCUUUCAUAGAGCCCUGUCCCUGAACGCGACCUAUGAUGAUUUAGCGGCCUGGGUCCAGCGCGAGCUCGGCGAGGUCUGGCCCGCGGGGAAGCCGUCGAUGACGGACCGGGCGCUCGACGAAGCACUUAGGUUGGGGACCGAGCGGUGGGCCGCGGCGGAUUCUGGAAGGGAGUUCGUGAGCGGGGAGGAGUUGUAAUUGAAAUACUAAAUUACCG